AUGUCGGAGGUUGACUCAGCUAGCCAGCCUGAGGGCCACCACCAUCAACAUCACCACCACCUGCAUCAUCACAAACACGAAAGUAAACCCAAAGAAGGCGUCAAUCGUAUUGGUAGAUAUGAAGUACUCAAGACCCUCGGAGAAGGAUCAUUCGGUAAAGUCAAGUUGGCGCAACAUUCGGGAACCGGCCAAAAAGUGGCACUUAAGAUCAUAAACCGUAAAACUUUAGCCAAAUCAGACAUGCAGGGGCGUAUCGAAAGAGAAAUUCUGUACUUGCGCUUGUUACGGCACCCCCAUAUUAUCAAAUUAUAUGACGUGAUCAAACUGAAGGAUGAAAUUAUCAUGGUUAUAGAAUAUGCUGGUAAAGAGCUUUUCGACUACAUUGUGCAGAGAGGAAAGAUGCCUGAAAAUGAAGCCAGGAGAUUCUUCCAGCAGAUUAUCGCCGCAGUGGAAUACUGUCAUAGACACAAGAUUGUUCAUCGUGAUUUAAAGCCAGAAAAUCUUUUGUUAGAUGACCAACUCAAUGUCAAGAUUGCCGACUUUGGCUUGUCAAACAUCAUGACUGACGGAAAUUUCUUAAAAACUUCGUGCGGUUCUCCCAACUAUGCGGCACCUGAGGUUAUUUCCGGUAAAUUAUACGCUGGUCCAGAAGUCGAUGUCUGGUCGUCUGGAGUCAUAUUGUACGUGAUGUUAUGUGGUAGACUCCCAUUCGAUGACGAGUUUAUCCCGGCGCUUUUCAAAAAAAUUUCCAACGGUGUUUACACCCUUCCUAAUUACCUCUCCCCUGGAGCAAAACACUUGUUGACAAGAAUGCUUGUUGUCAAUCCAUUAAAUCGUAUUACAAUCCAUCAGAUAAUGGAGGACCCUUGGUUCCGUCACGAUGUGGAGGCUUACAUUUUACCACCAGAUGUUCUGCACGCUAAGAUUGAUGUUAAUGAUGACGUUGUAGCAGCGUUAUCUGCAACCAUGGGUUACGAUCGCGAUGAAAUAUUAUCAGUAAUUCAAAGAGCAAACGAGUCUGGUACACAACCUAGCUCAGAGAUUCUUGAUGCCUAUCUUUUGAUGAAGGAAAAUCACUCAUUGGUAAAAGAUAUUAAGAAAACAAAGGGUGAUCAAAUGGACAACUUUUUGUCUCUGAGUCCACCUAAGGCUAUGUUGAACUCGGCCACGCACCGUGCUCCGGGAGUACAACUGUCGCUCACUUACCAGACGCUUGCAACUGUUCCAGAUCUUUCAACGCUUCCCAACUCGACGAUCGCAAUUCUACCCUCGUCGCUUCCAUCCAUGCAUCGUGCUUUCAUGAUGGACAAGACUAAUCCCGAUGCAAAAAUAGCUCCCGUCUCGAAUAAGAAACUGAAAACUAGAUGGCAUUUUGGAAUUCGGUCUCGUUCAUAUCCCCUUGACGUUAUGGGGGAGAUUUAUAGGGCUUUAAAGAAUUUGGGUGCCGAGUGGGCGAAACCUACAGAAGAAGAAUUAUGGACGAUACGAGUGCGCUGGAAGUACCCACCAUCUGAGGGAGCAUCGAGUGUCAUCCCAGAUAUGAUGAAGAUGCAAAUUCAAUUGUUCCAGUUGGAACCAAACAAUUAUCUAGUUGACUUUCGUUUCGACGGAUGGGAGAGUGGACUACAGGAUAGUGGAGAUGAUGGACUUUCUCGGCAAGAUGUGGAUGAGAUGUGCUCUUUUUCAGCAUAUCCGUUCUUGCACCUUGCGACCAGGUUGAUUAUGGAAUUAGCCGUUAAUAGUCAAAGUGCAUAA
This is a messenger RNA of Meyerozyma guilliermondii ATCC 6260, 1755 nucleotides long. It is a transcript of the gene SNF1, whose product is annotated as AMP-activated serine/threonine-protein kinase catalytic subunit. Gene Ontology annotation, biological process: protein phosphorylation; intracellular signal transduction. Lineage: Eukaryota; Fungi; Ascomycota; Pichiomycetes; Serinales; Debaryomycetaceae. Gene Ontology annotation, cellular component: cytoplasm. Bases 1 to 1755 code for a protein of 584 amino acids. The record is from RefSeq and is a predicted model, not a curated record. The transcript has a single exon. Gene Ontology annotation, molecular function: protein serine/threonine kinase activity; ATP binding.